Molecule: messenger RNA, 1398 nt
Organism: Ostreococcus lucimarinus CCE9901
Lineage: Eukaryota; Viridiplantae; Chlorophyta; Mamiellophyceae; Mamiellales; Bathycoccaceae
Exons: 2
Coding region: 1-1398 (465 amino acids)
Biological process (GO): proteolysis
Molecular function (GO): zinc ion binding; aminopeptidase activity
Source: RefSeq, a predicted model, not a curated record
AUGCGCGCGCCCGACGUGGCGAACGAUUUGGUUGACUUUUUGAACGAUUCGUGGACGGCGCAUCACGCCACGGAGGCGUCGGUGAAGCUUUUAGAAGCUGCAGGAUACUCCAAGAUCAGUGAAAGCGUAGAGUGGGGAGAUCUGAAGAGAAAUGGAAAGUAUUACGUGACGCGAAACCAAAGCGCGUUGGUGGCGUUCGCCGUGGGCGGGGCGUACGAACCGGGUAACGGGUUCAACGUUGUCGCCGCGCACACCGAUUCGCCGUGCCCGAAGUUGAAACCGGUGUCAAAAAUUAAAAAAGGUGGUUUCAUGCAAGUGGGCGUGCAGACGUAUGGCGGGGGGUUGUGGCACACGUGGUUCGACCGCGAUUUGAGCGUCGCGGGGCGAGUGCUCGUCAAACGAGACGGAAAGUUGGCGCACGAGUUGGUGCGCAUCGAUCGACCGAUCAUUCGCAUUCCCACGCUCGCGAUUCAUCUUGAUCGUGAAAUCUCGACGAAUGGGUUCAAACCGAACACGGAGACGAAUUUUGCGCCGAUUCUUGCCACCGCGAUAAAAGGCGAACUCGAGGAAAAGGUGGCCAACGACGGCGGCGCCCAUCACGCUCUUUUGCUCGCCGUUCUCGCGGAAGAGCUCGGGUGCGCACCAGGCGAUAUCGCUGACUUUGAACUGAAUGUUUGUGACACGCAGCCAUCCGUCAUCGGUGGCGCGGCGCGCGAGUUUAUUUUUUCGGGACGAUUGGACAACUUGGCGUCGAGCUAUUGCGGCGUUCGGGCUUUAAUCGAAGCCACGAGCGCGGCGGCGCUCGCCGAGCAAACCGGCGUGCAAAUGGUGGCGCUGUUCGACAACGAGGAGGUUGGAAGCUCGUCAUUUUAUGGCGGCGGAUCACCGAUGAUGUUUGAAUCCAUCAAACGCGCGGCGUCGGCGCUUAGUAAGGCGGCGCCGAACCAAGGCGGCGAAGGUCUCGUUGAACGCACCGUGCGCAACUCUUUCCUCGUCAGCGCCGACAUGGCGCACGCGUUGCACCCGAAUUAUAUGGAUAAGCACGAAGAUAAUCAUCAACCAAAGAUGCACAAGGGCAUGGUGGUGAAGCACAACGCCAACCAGCGAUACGCGACGACAGCGGUGACGUCUUACUUGUUUCGUGAGUGCGCCAAGAUGGAAAACGUUCCGACGCAAGACUUUGUGGUGCGCAACGACAUGGGAUGUGGUUCCACAAUCGGUCCGAUCAUCGCCGCCGGCGUCGGCAUCCGCACCGUAGACGUGGGUAUCCCUCAACUAAGCAUGCACUCCGUGCGCGAGAUGUGCGGCACGGAAGACAUCGAUAUCUGUUUCAAACACUUCACGGCGUUUUAUAAAAAUUUUUCGAAAGUCGACGAAACGGUGACCGUCGAUGGAUGA